AUCAGAAUAGAUCAAUUAACUAAAUGAAUGAGGCUAUCUUUGGGUGUUUGUUUGAAGAUAUAUGCCGCAUGCCGUCUGUAUGCCAAAAUAAUAGUUAUGGAUUCACUUAAAGGAUAGAUAUAUAAAUUAGAAAAAGAUGGAGCAACAAGCGGAACAAGUGUUGUCUCUACGUUUGUCCCGUGUUUUGGAGGACAUCGGGGUAAAUAGGUACAUGAUCGCCAGGCGGAGGAGGUUGUGGCUGAUGAGGGAGACAAGCAUGACAAUCGGUGCAACAUUAAGGGGUAAAAACUAUAAAUUCUAUCAGUUUGGCAGCCAGAGUGAGGGAACUACAACACUUGGUAUGCAAUCAGACAUUGAUACAUUGCUCUGCACUGAUUUUCCCGUCAUAUUGGACUGGGAUGAGUGGCAGCAGGGAAAGCAUCAACUCCUUGUUGUCAAGACAGAUCAGUUCCCACCCCAGCACUGUUGGCUUCAAUGGCUGAGACCUGACAUUCCAUUAGCCGAUACACAUGUCGAAUCCCCCAGUGAUGUGAUAGACAAUGAGGGUAGAGUGCUGUAUACAAACUCUCAGGUGGAACACCAAGACUUUAUCAGACAAUAUAGCUCAACAGGUGAAAUAGUGCAACAUGGUCCAUCUAGAAGCAAUGAUGAAAAUGAUCGUGUUAUUGCCCAUCACUGUUGCAGUCUCCCAAAUGAUUGUCAGUUCCUGUUCCACAGACCCCGGCCUGGACACUGGCCCAGACCUGACACACUGGCCAGGGCCAGACAAACUGGAGUGUUUCUGGUGCCACAGGGAUAUUCAGAGUGUCCUUCAAGACCGACCAGAUGUCGCUCUUCUGCACUCAAUGUCACCCCAAAUAACCUAUACUAUCCACAGUCAAACUGGGAAUGGAGGUUUUCUACAUCAAUGAUGGAAAGAUUACUGAUGUUUGACAUGAACACUGUGCAGUACAAGACAUAUGUAUUCAUUAAAAUAUUAAGAAAAACUUUCUUAAAGCCUGUUGUUGGAGACCGUCUCAGUACGUUUCACAUGAAGACUGCAAUGCUGUUCACAAUAGAGACAUAUCCACCAGAGAUAUGGAGGGAGGAAAACCUAGUACAGUGUGUGAUUUACUGUCUGACCACACUUCGCAGGUGGCUGAAGUUGAAACACUGCCCACACUACACUAUAGCUAGAGUGAAUCUUUUUACAGGGAAACUAUUCAAACAUGAACUCCCAAUAUUGUCUGCAAUGCUUUCCUCCUUAAUGGAAUCCAAUAUGCCCUACAUUCCACAGAUAGACAUGGAUUUACUUGGAGACAAGAUGCUGGGUAUAAGCAGAAGCCUUGUUUGUGAAAGUUACGAAAGGAAGAAAAACAAUCAACUGAUCCUAACAAAUCUGAAUAAUGAAUACAAUGAUUCAAUGGUAGCAAGGUAUCAGCAUGUCAUAAUUGACUUUUCUAUGUGCACUUGGGAUGAGAUCAAUGCACUCAUUAUAAAACAUCUUCACACUUUACAACAAAUAUCCCAAAAUGGGACAGACUUGGAACAAGAAUCAGCUACAGUGAUGAUGCCUCUGAUGUAUAGUUCAUUUGCUUCCCCCAUAGCCUCAAUGUGUAUUCACAUAGGCCAAUCAAUAACACAGGACAUUCUCCACCUAUACCACCUGUCCUUUGACUCUGACCUUCUGUCCAGUAGACUAAAGUUUGCCUCCAUGUUGUACUGCAAUGGGCAGUAUGAUGCAGCAGCAAACUGUCUGGUCUACUGUGAGAGACUGCUGGGGCCAGAAGUGUGGCAAUCAUGCAUAUGUUAUGGCAGAAUUUCCCCCAUACCCAGCAGUAAGUUCCUAGACAAGGCUGAACAGUCCUCUAAUAAAGACAUACUACAGAAGUUUACUGCCAUAUGUGUACAUUUCAUGCCUCAAGAAAUGUGCUGUGUACCAGAACACCUGGUGUAUGAAAUGUUCAGAACUGUAGGAGAUGAAGACAGGCAACAGAGACGCCCAGCAAGUUUUUAUGAGUGGAUGGACCUAGUCAUGAUUGACUGUAUCCCUUUCCUCUACUAUCUGCAGUACCUCACAUACAGGCAAUUGAACAUGCGUUAUAGGAAACAUGCAGCCCAAGAAAAGCUUCACCACUAUAUAUACCACUAUAUAUAUACGGAGAGUUACUGCCAUGGUCACAUAGACACAGCAUUAAACAUGCUGGGCAACUGCUAUGAACUUGAAAACAGAUUGGAUGUUGCAUGGAUAUGCUAUCUAACAUCAUUGGAAAUCUGCCCCAGAAACAAUGCAGCCAAUUGGCAUGUGGCCAGAAUAAUGCAUCAGCUAGUCAACAGCUAAAUAUUACCAUACUGAUGUUUAUGAAAAACUUACGGCGCAGGAGUGAUAUAACCCCAUGCAAUAGUUUGUAUUUAUAACUAGUGUAAUAACUAUGCAAAUUAGGUAACCGCAUCACAGAAAAAUGUAUUCCUACGUGCUGUCAAAAAAUGUAAACAAACAUCAGAAACGAUGUUUCAAAAGAGAAAUCAUGUCGGUGUGAGCAAACUCAAUUCCACGAAGAAACGAAUGGUGAAGAAGGCUGGGCUUAAUCCAAACAAACACUUCCCUGAUUACAGCGCCAGAAAUGAUAGCAAUGGUCAUGCGAACCAGAUUAUUUAUGCAGACAUCGGUACAAAAAACAUUGCAUCUGUAAACAACUAUGGCCACAUAAAUCCAAAUCAACACAAGGAAAUGUCAAGCAUUCUGUAAUCAAGUCAAAAUAUCCGUCUACUUCAUUGCAUUCAUCUAGGCAGUUCACCAGCAAAGCUCAAGUUCACACAUUGUCACAUUCACUGAUUCCACAUUAAAUCUCACUUUUUCUGGUGGAUUUUACAACAUUUAUGGUGCUCCAAUUCUCAGAGGUAAUGUCCUUGUGCACAUCCAUCAAAAUCCAUGCUGUAAUCGACCACUCAGCCUAUGAGUCAGCGUGUUUAUUUGGUAUCAAAUUAAUUACUCGUCAUUUAAAAGAUGAAAACUCUGCAGAGCCUCGUUUUAAUCAUUUUUAAAUGAACUCGUUUAAUAAAUAUGAUACAAAAUAAACACUCAUUUGAGAUCCUCUAUAUAACAUUGAAGCAUUCAAGUAUUGGUGAUUUCCUGACCCAUGUGAAUAUGCAACAUAUUAAAUUAAAAAAAUAACAGACUAACUUUGUUUUGAUCAUGAGUGCUCUGGGAAUAUGGACCUUCCCUUGAAUCAUCUUGAACAGUCGCUCCAAGUGCUGAAACAAGAGGCAUAAACAACUGUCUGAGCAUAAAGAGAAAAGAGAACUUCCUUGAAUCAAUUUUAAUACUACAAAUGUAAUCAAGAAUUAUAAACUGUACAAAAUAUUAUUAAGAAUGGUUUUUUUAACUGUUUAUGUAUAUUUUCUAGCUAUGAUGGAAAUAUUGUCAAUGAAUUUUCACUGUAAUACUUACAUCACAAUGAAUAUAUCAAUGAUAAUGAAUUGUAAUACAAUUUGUUGAUAAACUGUAUUACCAUAAAAACUGUAUUACCAUAAACGACUGUGUAUAGCACGCAUCCAUAAAAGCAGGCAAAUAAUACAUAAAGAACUGGAAAAAAGACCUAAAUUGUCUACACUAAAAUUAUCUUAUAUCAUAAAUUAAAAAAUCCAUAAUGUUUGCUUACAAUGCCAAUUUUAAUUAUAACAAGAGCUGUCACAGAGACAGCGUGCUCGACUAUUUUGCCGCUUUUCAGUGUAAGGAUUGGCGAAAUAGCAUGUAAUACAUUAAAGGAUUAUAGCUUGUAUAUAAUGAUAUUCUAAGUCCAAUAAUAAAGGGCCAUUAUUUGCAAAAUACAAAUAUCUAACUUGGUUAUUCAAGUUGGUUGGGUGGUUGAGAACCAUUGUAUAAAGUCUCUAGCAAUACAUCAAGUAGUUGCUGAGAUACUAACAUACGUCUGUUUACAUGCCAAACCUUAAUCAGAUUUUCUAUGUUGAAUAAUGAAGAGCAAUUAUUUGCAUUAAAUGCAAACUAGAGUUAUUUUACUUGGUUUUUGAAGUAGGUUGGGUGGUUGAAUAGCAUUGUAUAAAGUGUCAACGCAAUACAUGAAGUAGUUGCUGAGAUAUUAACCUAUGUGUGCUAACAUGCAAGACCUUAACCAGAAUUUCUAAGUCGCAUAAAAAAGGGGCAAAAAUUAUAUAAUAUGCAAGAUUAUAAGUAUCUUCCAUGGCCGAGAGUGUAAGAUUUCAUUCCGACCCGAGCGUAGGGUGUUUUGCUGAAACGAGGUUUACCUAUCUUACACCAGCGGCUAUGGUAGAUGCUUUUUCUCCCACCUGAUUUUUUGCUGGAACUCUUUUGUGGAACUCUUUUGUGAUUAGUGAAAAAAAUUGCGUACGGAUAUGCAAUAAUUCGUGGUUGUCAUGGAUAUUUGCGCAGUGAUUCACAGUAUGUAAAUGGUUUGAUCGGUCUUUAAAUAUGCAUGUUUAUUUAUUAUUUAAAUACAAUAUGGUCAAAAAUCAAAAACCAUAAUUAAGACACAGCCAUUUUUUCUCAGGAAUUCUCUAGGAAAAAAAUGAGUCCUAUACACAGUCAACCUGGUACAAUUCAGAAAAUAAAAUUUCCUGUUUUUGGGUUAUAGUGCCUUUCACAUGUACUUCUUUAUCUAAGCCUUUAUGAAC
This is a messenger RNA of Mya arenaria, 4632 nucleotides long. RefSeq lists its product as uncharacterized. The transcript has 2 exons. NCBI's taxonomy places the organism in Eukaryota, Metazoa, Mollusca, Bivalvia, Myida, Myidae. Bases 137 to 2320 code for a protein of 727 amino acids. The record is from RefSeq and is a predicted model, not a curated record.